Molecule: messenger RNA, 1491 nt
Organism: Pseudophryne corroboree (corroboree frog)
Lineage: Eukaryota; Metazoa; Chordata; Amphibia; Anura; Myobatrachidae
Gene: SLC25A33
Product: solute carrier family 25 member 33
Exons: 7
Coding region: 244-1203 (319 amino acids)
Biological process (GO): pyrimidine nucleotide import into mitochondrion
Cellular component (GO): mitochondrion
Molecular function (GO): pyrimidine nucleotide transmembrane transporter activity
Source: RefSeq, a predicted model, not a curated record
ACAACGCCCCCGGCGCGCCCCCAGCCCGCAAGACGUGCCGCCGGGUGACAGCCCCCCCACACAGGGUCACACCUCCUUUGACGUCAGAGACCGGCCUCCCCGUGACGUCAUAUCACCAGCCGGCUGCGGAGAGAAAACCGGCUUCUGCCGGACACGGGAGUCACAGAGCGGGGAGACCGGGGGAGGGGACCGGGGAACGGGGAUGAGCAGCGGCAGCAGCAGCGGAGCCUGAUCCCGACCGAGAUGUCUCACAGCAAGGACACCCUACUGCACCUGCUGGCUGGAGGGUGCGCGGGAACGGUGGGCGCCAUUGUUACGUGUCCCCUGGAAGUGAUAAAGACGCGGCUCCAGUCCUCAGGAAUCGCCAUCCAUUCGGUUUACUACCCUCAGGUUCAGCUGGGGACCCUGAGCGGAGGAGGGGUAGUGAGGCCGGCCCCCUCAGUCUCUCCCAGCCUUCUUCAGGUUCUCAAAUCCAUCCUUGAAAAAGAAGGACCAAAAUCUCUUUUCCGAGGGCUGGGUCCUAACCUAGUUGGCGUUGCUCCUUCCAGGGCUGUCUACUUUGCAUCGUACUCAAAAGCCAAGGAGCAGUUCAACGCUGUGUUCGUUCCCAACAGUAACCUGGUGCAUAUGUGCUCGGCAGGAUGUGCAGCAUUUGUGACGAAUACAAUGAUGAACCCUAUCUGGAUGGUGAAAACACGGAUGCAACUACAGAGGAGGGUGAGAGGUUCCAAGCAGAUGAAUGCCCUGCAGUGUGCCCGCAACGUGUAUCAGACAGAGGGGAUGCGGGGCUUCUACAGGGGUCUCACAGCCUCCUACGCAGGGAUAUCGGAGACCAUUAUCUGCUUUGUCAUAUACGAGGGCCUGAAGAAGCACUUGGAGGAACUGCACCUGGCAGCAGCUAACACGAAUGCAGGAGAGAAAACUUCUGCCAACUUCUUAGGGUUAAUGCUUGCGGCAGCAUUCUCCAAAGGCUGCGCCUCCUGCAUUGCAUACCCACACGAGGUCAUCCGCACCAGACUGCGAGAAGAAGGAAGCAAGUACAACACAUUCUGCCAGACGGCGCGCUUGGUGGCGCGGGAGGAGGGCUACGCAGCCUUCUACAGAGGACUUUUAGCCCAACUCUUCCGGCAGAUUCCCAACACUGCCAUUGUGCUGUCCACAUAUGAACUCCUAGUCUAUCUGCUGCGUGAUAAACCUAAGUAGCCCCCCGAGCUUCGCAUGGACACUGACCAAACUGUAGGGCGGCCGGACAUUGCGUGCCCCUCUCACCCACAGGACAUCUCCUUUUUGUUUUCUUUCUGGGAGGUUUUAAUUCUCAUUAACGUUAGUAGUUAAUUUGUAUAUUUUGCUACUUUUAAACCUGCAGCCGCGAUUCUCACGGACGCUGCUCGGUACUGGAUUACACUAUUUAAUAUUCACGCGCCUUGGUUGGCACGGCAUUUUUCACAAGUCGCAUCUAAUUUAUAUCUAUAAAGAAGCAGAGUGAAGGAA